UAAUUCGAAAUUCGUCAUUUCCGGGGUAAAAACGCAAAGGAUUGUAGGUAAAAGCGGCUAACGCAUGCGGGCUAUUACAAGACAACAGUCACACAGAGACACAAAUGGCAAGAAGUUGUUGUAUUGUUAACUGCCAUAGCCGGUCGCAUGACAGCCACGGGAAGCCGAAGGCUAAAGGAAUCGGUUUUUAUAGGAUUCCUUCGUGGAAGAAAAAUUAUUCAAGUGAUGUUUCCGAAGUCACGAAGAGGCAACGGAUGGCCUGGAUUGCAGCUAUUGGAAGACCAAAUAUAACGUUCCAGAACACUCCACCUCACAUGUUAGUCUGCUCCAAGCAUUUCCACAAAGGCAAACCAGCCUACAAAAUGAUGGAAAGCGAUCCAGACUGGGCACCCUCUAUCAAUCUGGGUCGUACCGAGUUGAAAGUUGGGAGAGCGAGUUCAAAACAGCCGCAUUUCUCUGGGCCAGAGACGGAUAAUCCAGGCGAAAUCCACGCAGGUAACCCAGCAUCAGGUGAGCAGCCUAUGGAGUAUAAUUCUGGCUUGGAUCAUGACUAUUGCUGUGCCCCAGAUGUGACAGUAGACCAAAACAUGAAGUUAAAAAAAGAAAUGGGAACGUUAAGGAAAGAGAUCCAGGAGCUCAAAAUGCAGUCUGCUUUUGGAUUACAAAGAUUCGCCGGAUCCGAUGAUGACAUUCAGUUCUACACAGGGUUUGCAAGUUACCGUCACUUCAUGAUGUUUUGGGGGCUGAUUGAACCCUCUGUCCACAGAGUGAUUCACAGGUCAUGGUCCGAAGCUACUGAAAGAAGGAGUGAAGCAGUAAACGCAUCACACAUGAUGCAGUCAUUGCAACCCAUUGAUGAGCUGUUCCUAUUCCAAAUGUACCUGGCUGCUGGUCUUGAGGAGAGAGACUUGGCAAACCGGUUUGGCAUUCACCCUUUCACUGUAAGCUGCAUUAUCUCUUCAUGGACCACCUACUUGUACACUCUCUUGGGUUCUGUGUGCAUCUGGAUUGAUGCCGAGGACAUUAAAGCUCACCUCCCUGAUGACUUCAAAGACUUUCCCGAUACUCAGGUGAUAGUUACUUGCACUGAGCUAAAAUGCCAAAUCCCAUCCUCCACUCUCCUCCAACGUGAGAUGUUCUCCAAGUCUCACUGCACAAUGAAAGGUCUGAUUGGGAUGGCCCCACAUGGCGCAGUGACCUUUGUUUCUUCACUCUAUCAGGGGUCAAUAAGUGACAAGGAACUCUUUAGAAGAUCAGGUUUGGUUGACCACCUUACAGAAGACAUGGCCAUAAUGGUUGACGAAGGAUUCCUCAUGUCUGACUGUGUGGAUUGGAAGGUGUACUGUCCAGCUUUUCUUAGCCAAAAUAGCCAGAUGCUAGCACACAGCGGCUUCAAGAGACAGAAAAUUGCACGACUCAGCGCACAUGUGGAGCGUGUAAGCCGAAGGGUAAAGGAAAACAAACUGUUUGACUCGGUUAUACCGCUAUCGAUUGCUGGAAGCAUUAAGGAAAUUUUUACUGUGGCUUGCCUGCUAAUUAAUUACCAAAAUAAACCUCUCGUCAGGGCACGGGCUAAGAAACACACAUGAAUAUAGACUUCACUUGACCCCGCAGACAGAAAGUAAACUGGGUAGGUAAAUUGUGAACAUAAGCAAGUUGUAUAUUUCUGUAAAUAAGGAAUUUUCAUUUCCUUGUUCUGAAUGUUUUCUGAAAUGUAGACAAUGUCAACAGAUGAAGAGUCACAGCAGCAUGUCAUAAAGUGAUGUUAUGGUGUAUAAAUUUCAUGAAUAAAUCUGAGUCGUUCCCAAAUCAGUCACUGAAUAUAAUUUUAAAUUACUUUAAAAUGCAUUAAUUUAAAUAUAAUGAAUUAACAUGAAUUUACACUCUGUAAUGAAUGUACACACUUUGUCCAAGAUGCAGGAAUUUUUUGUAAUUUUUUUUUUUUUUAAAGAGCAGUAGUUCUUCAGACUUUCUGAAGUUCUUUCGAAGUCUUUCUUUGGAUGAUUUUUCACUCAUUUUCAGGCCUUAUUUCUGGCCUUUUCCCCCUUUAAAAAACCCCAAAACAUAUAAUGCUGACUUAUGAAUCAUUCAAGGAUUAAAAAAGGCAUGUAAUUUAACAGACAAAAAGUAAAGAGCCCCUUUUAUGUGAUAUGUGAUGUCCUUAAAAAACAAGGAAAAAAUCCAUGACGUAAGAGACCGAGACAGUCGUACAGAAAUUGUUUGCUUCAAAUUCUUGCUGUUAAAUGUGGUUCUGCAA
Molecule: messenger RNA, 2257 nt
Organism: Oreochromis aureus
Lineage: Eukaryota; Metazoa; Chordata; Actinopteri; Cichliformes; Cichlidae
Exons: 5
Coding region: 105-1589 (494 amino acids)
Source: RefSeq, a predicted model, not a curated record